GACAUCAGGCAGGCGCGCUCAUUUGACUCCAAAAUAGGCUCCAACGAAUGUUGCUUUAAGCGUCCGCCCGCCUGUGCGUUUACGCGCGCGCUUGUGUGUGUGUGUGUGUGUGGUUAGUUUUCCCGCACCGGGUGAAAGGAGGGGUUGGAGAGUGACGCUGGCUGCGCCUCGGUGCUGAGCGGAGCCCUUACCUGCAGAUGAGAGAGCCGCGCAGGGGGAGGAGAACUCGGGGACGAGCCGCCGCAGCAGCAGCAGCAACAGCAACAGCGACGGGAAGCAGAGGAGAGAGACACGAGUAACGAGGAGGGGAAUUAACUCGCGCCAUACACCGGAGCGUCAGUACGCAUCUACCCGUUCUUUUUUGGGGGGGGGGGGGGUGUUCCUCGUGCAGCAGGCAGCUCGCUCGCCCGCCACGAUGAGAAGCCACUUCGCCGCGGUCCUGACUGCGGCGCUUCUGCUGGACUCGUUCUGGAGGAAUAAUGGCGAGCGUCCUUCCGAAGGUCCUUGCCGACCCGGCUUCUCUCAAAGCUUCUACUCCCUGCUGAUUUCAAGGGAUGUACUGCAAGGCCGGGACACACGCAAAGAUACCACGCUGCCGUCGCAGAAAGUGGAGUUUGACGACUGCGCGGGGAACCGAGCCGUGGUGUUCCGGAGCAGCGACCCGGACUUCGGCGCGCGGCCGGACGGCUCCAUCUUCGCCCGGGGGGGAGGCGGGGCCCGCCUGGACGAGCCGGUCCGGUUCACGCUGAGAGCGAGCGGCCCGCGCGCCCAGGCCUGGGAGACCGUGGUCCGGCUGGCCCCGGUUGACCCGCCGUCGCCUCUGCGACAUGGAAACGAGGUCACGGAGGGGGAGGUCGCAGCGAGGGAGCAGCAGAAGGAGGCGCCCCAGGCCCCGCCCCCGGUCAUCACCUUCUCGGGCUCCAGGCCGGGCGGCUCCGGGGCCCUGCGGAGGCAGAAGAGGGACUGGGUGAUCCCGCCCAUCAACGUGGCCGAGAACUCGCGAGGGCCGUUCCCCCAGAUGCUCGUCAGCAUCCGUUCCGACCAGGACAAGGACAUCUCGAUCAGAUACAGCAUCACCGGGGUGGGGGCGGACCAGCCGCCCAACGAGGUGUUCAACAUCGACCCCGUGCUCGGAAAGAUGUUCGUCACCAAACCUCUGGAUCGAGAGCAUCGCUCUUCCUACCAUCUGCGAGCCCACGCCGUGGACAUGAAUGGGAACCAGGUGGAGAACCCCAUCGAUCUGUACAUCUUCGUCAUCGACAUGAACGACAACAGGCCCGAGUUCAAAAACCAGGUCUACAACGGCUCCGUGGACGAAGGCUCAAAACCAGGAACGUACGUGAUGCACGUGUCGGCGUUCGACGGCGACGACAACACCACGGCCAACGGGAUGGUGCGCUACCGAAUCCUCUCCCAGAUGCCGCACAGCCCCAUCCCCAACAUGUUCACUAUCAACAGCGAGACGGGGGACAUCGUCACCGUGGCGCCGGGGCUCGAUCGAGAGAAAGUCUCGCAGUACACCAUCAUCGUGCAGGCCACCGACAUGGAGGGCAACCUGAACUUUGGCCUCUCCAACACGGCCACGGCCAUCAUCACUGUCACGGACAUCAACGACAACCCGCCCAUGCUGACCUCCAGAACCUUUUCCGGCGAGGUCCCGGAGAACCGGGUGGAUCUGGUGGUGGCCAACCUGACGGUGGUGGACGGCGACCAGCCGCACUCGCCCAACUGGAACGCCGUCUACCGGAUCAUCAGCGGGGACCCGUCGGGGCACUUCGCCAUCCGCACCGACCCGGUCAGCAACGACGGCAUGGUCACCGUGGUGAAGCCGGUCGACUUUGAGAUGAACCGUGCCUUCAUGCUGACGGUGGUGGUGUCCAACCAGGCGCACCUAGCCAGCGGCAUCCAGUCGGCGCUCCAGUCCACCGCCGGCGUCACCAUAUCCGUCCAGGACGUCAACGAACCCCCUUACUUCCCCACCAACCCCAAACACAUCCGUUUCGAGGAGGGCGUCCCCGCCGGCACCAGCCUGACCACCUUCUCGGCCUCCGACCCCGACCGACUGCAGAUGCAGCAGACCAUCAGGUAUUCGAAGCUGAGCGACCUCGCCGACUGGCUGUCCAUCAACAGGACCAAUGGUCAGAUCGUAACCACGGCGAUGCUCGACCGGGAGUCCGUCUAUGUCAAGAACAACGUGUACGAAGCCACGUUCCUGGCAACGGACAACGGCUCUCCUCCAGCCAGCGGGACGGGCACGCUGCAGAUCUACCUGAUAGACAUUAAUGACAACCCCCCGGCGCUCAUACCCAGGGAGUCCCAGAUCUGCGAGCGGGUGAACAAGAACGUGCACGGCGUCAACAUCACGGCGGCCGACGCCGACACGGACCCCAACGCCGGCCCCUUCGUCUUCGAGCUGCCCAACUUUCCGAGCAGCAUCCGACGCAACUGGACCAUCUCUCGCAUCAGCGGGGACUUUGCUCGCCUGGGGCUGCGGUACCAGAUAUACUUGGAGCCGGGCGUGUACGAGGUCCCCGUGAUCGUCUCCGACUCGGGGAACCCGCCUCUGUCCAACAGGUCGGUCAUCAAAGUCAAGGUGUGUCCCUGCGACGACCACGGAGACUGCACCGCCCUCGGGGCGGUGGCGGCCGCCGGCCUGGGGACCGGAGCCAUCAUCUCCAUCCUCAUCUGCAUCAUCACCCUCCUCAGCAUGGUGCUGUUGUUCGUGGUGUGGAUGAAGCGCAGGGAGAAGGAGAGGCACACCAAGCAGCUGCUCAUCGACCCCGAAGACGAUGUCAGAGACAACAUCCUCAAAUACGACGAGGAGGGAGGAGGAGAGGAAGACCAGGACUACGACCUGAGCCAGCUGCAGCAGCCCGACUCCUUGGAGCACAUCAUCAGCAAGCCGCCCGGCGUCCGCAGGGUGGACGAGCGUCCCGUCAUCCCCGAGUCGCAGUACCCCAUCAGGCCCGUGGUGCCGCACCCCGGGGACAUCGGGGACUUCAUCCACGAGGGUCUGCGGGCAGCAGACAACGACCCCACGGCGCCCCCCUACGACUCGCUGCUGGUGUUCGACUACGAGGGCAGCGGCUCCACCGCCGGCUCCGUCAGCUCCCUCAACUCCUCCAGCACGGGGGACCAGGACUACGACUACCUCAACGACUGGGGCCCCCGCUUCAAGAAGCUGGCUGACAUGUACGGAGGAGGGGAUGAUUAGCUCCGCCCACUCACUCACACACACACACAUACACACACACAAGCGCCCCCGUCCCGUCAGCUGGCCUGCCAUGCUCCGUCCCCGACACACACACACACACACACCAGUACGCCCUUAUUGACCCCCAGUUAACAACACCAUGUUCGCACCGACCCACCGACCGACCGACCAAUCAGACAAGUUUUUUUUUUUUUUUUCCCGGGUGCUGUCCCCCCCCCCGCCGUCUCCUGCUGAGGGACGGACACGGAAGAUCUGAAUCGCAGGCGUCUCAUCGUUGGGUCUAUAGUUUUCUGUCGCCUGGUUUCGUUUCUUCUUUGAACAGAAGCACGCAAGUUGUUUAGAAAAAAAGUGCCUUCAGUGGUGCGCGUUACAGCAGACUCCCGCUGACUCAGGAUCGGUUGCCAUUUUCUGGGCUUACGGCCCCCCUUCCCUGACCCUUUGACUCAGACCUGAUUUUUGUAUCGUCCUGCAGGGCCGGGGCAGCUGCGGGAGACGCCAGUGGCGGUUUGAGAGGAGCGCUGACCGGCCCGCGGGGACGCUUUGUGUAGACGGACCGCGGAGUGUGUGGACGAGUCCAUUCACUCCUCUCC
Molecule: messenger RNA, 3804 nt
Organism: Pungitius pungitius (ninespine stickleback)
Lineage: Eukaryota; Metazoa; Chordata; Actinopteri; Perciformes; Gasterosteidae
Product: cadherin-4-like
Biological process (GO): cell-cell adhesion mediated by cadherin; cell-cell junction assembly; multicellular organism development
Cellular component (GO): plasma membrane; adherens junction; catenin complex
Molecular function (GO): cadherin binding; calcium ion binding
Source: RefSeq, a predicted model, not a curated record